This is a messenger RNA of Hypanus sabinus (Atlantic stingray), 2550 nucleotides long. It is a transcript of the gene minar1, whose product is annotated as membrane integral NOTCH2 associated receptor 1. Lineage: Eukaryota; Metazoa; Chordata; Chondrichthyes; Myliobatiformes; Dasyatidae. The transcript is spliced from 3 exons. The coding region runs from base 1 to 2550 and encodes 849 amino acids. The record is from RefSeq and is a predicted model, not a curated record.
AUGGAAGGUGCCCCGGAAUACUCUCUGUUUCUGGUGCGGAUACUGGAAGAACUGGACGCGAACCGCGGCACGGUGUCCUACCAGGACCUCUGCAAACUGCUGUGUGCCCGCUUCGAUUUAACCCACCUGGCGAAGCUGAGGAGCCUCCUGUUCUACACCGCUUGCCUGGACCCCAAUUUCCCAGCCACUCUCUUCAAAGAGAAACUGCGUUGCAGUGUGGACAACACUCAGUCCAAGAAGAUCAUGAUCGCCGCCGACAUCGUGACCAUGUUUAACCUGAUUCAGAUGAACGGCGGGGUGGCGAAGGAAAGGCUCCCUCACCGGCACCAGCAGAAGGUGAGGAAGAACGAAUCCUUCGAGUCGUGCCGAUCGGACACGGAGAUCAGUCGGAUCCGCUCCCCUGUCUACACUUGCAACCACGACCCGGCCAGCAGAGAACACGCCGCUUCCAGGCGCCCCAGCAGCUCCCCGGCGUCCGACUGCAAGGAUUGCCAGCGCUUCAUCUGCACUUCCGACCCCAAUUUUUUCCUCGGGGUGAGGAAUGAGGGAACACUGGAAAAUAACGGCAGGACCACGUCCCUGGACAGGUUGCAAGCUUCUCCGACUUUUAAUGGGAUCGAUCCCUCGGACUGCGUCAUGCAGUCCACAUAUUUCCCCAUGGAUCCGGGUCAGGAAUCUAACUCUGACCAAGACUCCCCCAGCAGAAAGGCCGACAGGAAUGGGACUUUUGAUUCCAGCGACGAAGCAUUCACCAUCAGCCCCUGUGCCGAGGCCACGUCAGUAUUCAACAACGAACUUCAGGACAUGCUUCCUUGUGUGGGCAAGUUGGUCUCGAUGGAUAAAGAGUCGGAAGACGAAGACCAGGAUCCGCACAUCCCAAACACCUUUUCGAGGUUCUCAACCUUUUUCAGCAACAGCUUUGAGGUGCCAUACAGUAAUCCGUACUGUGACACCAUCCCUACCAGUAAUCACGAGAAAAGAUACGUCAAACAUGAGAGUCUGGACGACUUACAGGGGAGCACUUACUUCGGCCCAAGCACCAUAUCACAGGAGCCCCAGAACCUGACCAAACCGAUCAAGCCGUCUUCCUGGCUCCUGAAGAGUUGGAGCCUCAACGCCGAGCAGGCGGAGGACGGGCAGAAGUAUUUUGGUAGCGAGAAGCGCCCUGGCAUGGGUCACCAGUACCAGGCCAGUACCAAGGAGGAACUGAUAGCCGAGGCGCGCCAGCGGCAGGCGGCGGCGGCGGCCGAAGCCAUCAGCACCAUGGACAGGGCUCAGUCGUAUUUCCAGCAGGCAGACGACAGCGUCCAUUUCCCACCGGCCGCCGCCGAGCCCGCCGGCUCCUCCAACCCUCGGAAGCUGAAGGAGAAGGGUUGCAAGACACCGAGCUUGGAGCAAACGACUAGUGUGGGAACUCAGACGGAGCAAGUGAGCCGGGCCAGGGGGCAGGCGAUCGGACGGUGUGCCCGUCCUAAGCCCGGGGAGAAGGCGGGUGUCCGGCAGUCGGACGAGGACUCAGAGGCUCUGAGCGACGACAUCAGCGAUAUUUUCAGAUUUCUGGACGACAUGAGUGUCAGCGGCUCGACGGGUCUCCUACAGUCUUGUUACAACAGCAACGGGUCUCUGUCCCGUCUCCCCAAGGCAGACGGGGGCAGUCCCGAGAAGACUCCGGCCAAGGGAGGAGGUCCACAAAGUGACACCACCCAGGGGCAUCGUCCCUGCCAGUCAGCCGACGAGGAGCUGAAGACCAGCGUGUGCAAGCUAGUGCUGAGGGUAGGCGAGAUCGAGAAGAAGCUGGAGACCCUUUCCGGGGUCCGGGACGAGAUUUCCCAGGUCCUGGCCAAACUCAACCACCUGGACCAGAAGAUUCAGGAGCCGGCGGCAGAGAAAGCAUCUCCCGACAGCAACACCGACAGCCUCCGCGUCAAAGCCCUGAGAAAAAGCUUGUUUGUCCGGAGAUCCUCCAAGUCCCUGACAGAGGAGAACAGCGCGACCGAAUCCAAGAUCGCCAGCAUUUCCAACUCGCCCCGAGACUGUCGGGCGAUGGGCUGCGGAGGCGAGAUGGGCCAGAGCAAGCGCCAAGGCACAGCAGACAGUAAGGACUGGCAACGUAAACACAGAGAGGCAGAUCGGCGCUGCGUCACUUCACAAUCGCAUCGGCCACCAAAGCCCGGGAAAGAUUCCCUUUUAAUUGAACAAGUCUUCAGCCCUCAUGUGUAUCCCAACUCCAUGAAAUCCCACAUGAAGAACAAUCCGCUGUACACAGAUCUCCGGCUGACCGAGGUCCUGGAGCAGAAGCAGCCUCAGCCAUCAUGGGCCAUUGAGGAGUACAAUAGGAACGCCAGUGAAAAGAAUCAAGAAUCUUUGAAUCCUAAUAAUUUAGAAUACUGGAUGGAGGAUAUUUACACUCCAGGAUAUGACUCCUUGCUGAAACGAAAAGAGGCAGAAUUCAGGAGGGCUAGGAUUUGUAAGAUUGCUGCCUUAAUCGCAGCAGCAGUCUGCACAGUGGUCUUGGUCAUUGUCGUCCCAAUUUGCACUAUGAAAUCCUAA